This is a messenger RNA of Haliotis rubra (blacklip abalone), 1991 nucleotides long. RefSeq lists its product as uncharacterized. Lineage: Eukaryota; Metazoa; Mollusca; Gastropoda; Lepetellida; Haliotidae. The transcript is spliced from 3 exons. Bases 40 to 1929 code for a protein of 629 amino acids. The record is from RefSeq and is a predicted model, not a curated record.
GGCUGUCACUACCCCAUAUAUCAGUUUAAGUCUUUUUUGAUGGUACUUGACAUUCCAGCAUCAAUGAAAUUGACACUGGUCUUCCUCGUCGUGUUCCUGGCAAUAGGCAGUGUCUUCAGCGACACAACUGUGACGAUCUACCCUCAGUGGCUGGCACAGGGACGUAGUGUUCGUUAUGAGACUGACAGGUGGAACAAGCACAAUGGUCUGGAACCGGAGUCCCUCAUGGCUGACUGUCGGAGCAUUGGGACUGACAGUGGACGAUGGCUGAACAGAGAUCUCAAUGACCGACUCUUCCAAGAUUGGCCAGAAGACCCAAACCGUAGCGGCUACCCGGACCCUAACUACUUGAAGAAUGCCACCAAACAGCAGGAACUGUUCUCCACCUAUCUUGCUAACAUUAAAAGUGGUUAUAAGAACGAAAUGGUCAUGGAGGCGAAAGCUGAGUACUGGCCAAGUUGGAUAAAUCAGUCAGAACAUGAAGGUCAGUUCCCUAACAACAUUGAUGCUGCUGCAGAGUUCAUAAUGUUGAUGGUGCAAGGAGUAUAUGACUACACCAAUGGAGAGAUCCCACCAUACUUCGAGCCAAUUAAUGAACCAGACGCUGAACCUGACAUCUGGAAUUUUACUACUAUUGCUAUCUUCCACAAAUUAGUUGCUGAGAAAUUCCAUGCUCGAUUUAACAUCAAGGUAAAUGGUCCUACACUUGACGGAGAAACUGGGUUGGCAGAUAGAAACGACUUUUCGUAUUGGAAAAAGGUGGCCUAUUUCAUGGACCUCACACAAGGCUAUCUAGAUGAAUUUUCCUUCCAUUCGUACAACUCACUCAUUGUUUCAGGGAAAUCUCACAAUCUUACUGGAAUGAAUGAAGCACGUCUGGUAGCAUUUGUCGACCUUGUGGAAAGUUAUGCCUCUCUAAAGACAGGGAAGCAAGUACCCCUUGUUAUCAGUGAGUAUGGCCGCGAUAUUGUGAUGGGAAUUGACAAAUUUGCCCCAUCUGGUAUAGUCGACUUUUCAACAAUAUACCACUGCAAUGCCCACAGAUUUACCCAACUAAGUCUCAGGGAAUACAUUGACAGAACAGUGGUGUUUCUUUUAGCCAAUGAACAACAUUCAGGACAUGGUAGUCUCAACUGGUCACUUUUCACUCUCCAAGGAAACACUACACGUAUUGCUGACGUCUACAAGUUUUGGUACAAAUUCACUACAGACUACUCCUUUAUCAGAACUACCAGCCAAUAUGACGGAACAGAACGAACAGUGUCACCAUUAGUAAUGUCCAGUUCCCUGCAUAACGAAACUGUCGUUCUCUUGCAUAGCUAUUCUCAGAAAACACAAAAUGUCAAGUUAGUAUUUCAAGACGACUGGAUCAAACCUACUAAGGGACAAGCUACUUGUAUCACCAUCAAAGACAACUGGUAUCCAAUCAUGACCUUCAAUACACCCUUUGACAUCCAGAAGACACGGGGAAUGAUUGAACUUCCUCCCGAGGCAACAUGUCACUUUACGUUCAAGAUCACCUCAAACCAGCUACCUAGAGUCAUAUUCAACGAAACCACAUUCUACGGAGCCGAUACACUUAUACCAGUAAAGGACAACGUGGUUUGGACCGAAAUAAAUCUACCAAAAGGCCAGUAUUACAGUGCAAGAAUGAGAGUUUCAACCAGUUGGCCGAUCAAUGUUACGAACAGCGUAUCGUAUCUUACCUUUAACCACCACCGUCUUGACACGUUUUACAAACUGUAUGAUUCUGACAAGUUUAACAGCACCACCAGUUGGGAGGUUUGGGAGUUUGUAGUCCCUACCUCAUUGUUUGUCACAGGGGCUAACCAGGUACAGGUUCACUUCUCAAGCAGCAUGACUACAGGAUAUGUUUCUUCAGUUGCUCUUGUCACAGGCAAGCUUGUCCAAUCUGAUUUGGAUUCCUAAUCAUUAUCCUGAUUAUGAGCAAUGUCUCAAAUGUGAAAUUAUUAAAUAAAUUUUAUCAAUUA